Maylandia zebra (zebra mbuna) is the source of this 5505-nucleotide messenger RNA. RefSeq names its product gon-4 like b (gene gon4lb). Gene Ontology annotation, cellular component: nucleus. The record is from RefSeq and is a predicted model, not a curated record. NCBI's taxonomy places the organism in Eukaryota, Metazoa, Chordata, Actinopteri, Cichliformes, Cichlidae. Gene Ontology annotation, molecular function: transcription coregulator activity. Gene Ontology annotation, biological process: regulation of DNA-templated transcription.
CGAUGCCCGUGAUGCCGCCCCGGGCAACCGCCCGUGUCGCCCGUAUCAAAAACCGCUACUGGCUGAUGUGGUGCUUUCGCUCCUCUGUCGCUCCAAAGCCCCAGUCAAGGUCUCGCCCCGGAAGUGGUAUUGAUGUUGGCGGAACAGAAGCUAAGCUAACAGGCUAACGGAGCAAACAUCGGAAGAUGAGAGCGUAAAAGAUGGCUGUCGGUUUCAGCCUGACGACGAUGGCGAUGCGGCGUAUCGCUGAGGAAGAUGUCUGUCUUCUGGAGGUCAAAUGUUUGAGGACAAACAGAGGGAUGGACAGGCAGCUGCAGACAGGACAUCCCACUGACACACAAGAAGAGGAUGCCACACCUGUCUCAGGUGGGCGGAUGAUGGGAGAGAGAGCGGUCACCGUCGAGACUAGCGAUGAUGAACUGGGACGACUGGAUAUUGACCUGGACAGGAAGUCCAAACAGCUGAACCUGACAUCCAGCAACGUGCGCGCCAUCCUGCACGAGGUGAUCACUGAUGAGCGUGUGGUUGCCAUGAUGAAAGCGGCAAUCAGAGACACUCAGGACCUCCCCAUGUUUGAGCCAAAGAUCUGGACUCGGUCCAGACUCAAACAGAGCCUUCAGCCUGUGAACCGGGGUCUGUCUGCAGUGAACAAGGCCCCUCAGUUUAUUGACAUUGAACUUGAGGAUAAUGAAGACUCAUCUGAUGAAGAGUAUUGUCCUGAUGAAGAAGAGGAGGAAGAUACAACUGAGGAGACAUUCCUCAGUGAUGCUGACAGCUUGGCUUCACCUCCCAGAAUGCACCUGGGCUCCCAGAACAAGUCUCCAACACACCUGAGGAUGGACAGCUCCCUGCAGAGAUAUGAAGGAAACCCGCACGACCAGAUGAGUUCCACCUGCGCGCCUCAGCUCCUCCCUCCUCCUGAAUCGUCCUUCCUGGAGAGACUCAAGGCUGUUGAUGAGGAGUUGGACUGCAGCCCCUCCUACACCUACAGUCAGUCUCUGGACAGGAAAUCUGAUGUUGAUGGUGGCGUUGAUAAUGGCUCCAGCAGUUUGGCGUACCGCACACGCUCCAAGCAUCCUCUGGUAGACGUACCUCUGGGUCAGCUGGAGGCGGAGCUUCUGCCUCCUGACAUAACGGCCGACAUGUACGAUGAAAGCACUGCCCAGCGGGAGGAGGACCGCCAUUGGGCAAAGUGGCUGCAGGGCCUAAUGGCCCCCGACUUUGAAGAAGAGGCCGAAGAUGACGACGACCCCGAGUACAACUUCCCAGAGGACCUGGAUGAACCCGACCUGGAGGACUACAGGACGGACCGGGCUGUGCAGAUCACCAAGAAGGAAGUAAAUGAGCUGCUAGAAGAACUCUUUGAAACUCUCCAGGAAGAAGAAGAGGUGGUGGCUGAGGAGGAGGAGCAUGAGGAAGAGGAGCCCCCGUCACAGACUGGCCCUAAGUUCAACGUGCCACAGGCUUUACGCUUUGAGGCACCGUUAGCCAACAUGCUAACAGAGCGGCGGCAGACGGUCAGAAAGCAGUACGAAGCUCAGCAGCAGCGGAGAGCCUUGCAGGACACGACCAAUCACCUCUCCUCAACUCUGAAGGACACACCCACCCAACCUCACAAUACCAUUGCUUCUGUCUUAGUGCUGCCGCGUCGCAUUGGCCCCUCCCUCCAACUGGACCACACCCAGAAACUGCAGCUACAGCACCAGCUGCAGCAGCAUGUGCAACUGCUGACGCAGGUUCACCUGCUGAGUCGCCACAUUGCUGCCCUGAAUCAUGAAGCCUCCAUCACCAAACGCUACCUGGAGGAGCUGCAGCACUUCGCCCACCAUCAGGAGCAAGGCUGCGCCUUCAGCUGUUUCAGGGCAUGUAACCUGCAGGGUGCACUGGACCUCCUGCACGAGGUGGAGCAGAGGGACGAGCCUCCACCUGCUCCUCCCACUCGAGCCUCCAGACGCUGGCUCCCCCAGAUGACCCCUGCAACCAACAGUCUUGCCUUCCCUCUGCUGCCUGCCGACACCGCCUGGCUGUUCGCCACACGACCCGUGUUCCUAUACCCAGAACUACUUCCUGUCUGUAGCCUAGACCCCGCCCUCCACAGCAGGAACCUGAGAACAUUAUACACGCCAGGAGAGGAUUGUCUCAUCGUUCUCGGCCUGAAACACUUCGAGGGAGCAUUUCAGUCCGACGAGCUUAUCAGUUCAUACCUGCUCUGUAAGAGUCGAUGGAACUUCAGGAAGCACGUCAGAGAGAUGAGCAGCCCAAGAGCACCUGACAAUGUCAUCAAGACAUUUGUGACGAAGGGCGUCGUCCCGCCGCUGCCACUCGCCUGCAGCAGAGUCCAGCAGGAGGACCAGCGCCCCCCGGUGGACAGAGAUGGUGAAAACAUGCCAAACUGGCUCAAGAACAGUCGCCCAAGCAUCCAGAAGACCCGCUCAGAUGCCCGUUACCCCUCCUGGCUUCCUCCAAGCUGCACUCUCAGGCUCCACCCCAAUUAUAUCAACAGUUACCGCCCCCGCCCCCGCACCCACAGGCGCGUCUUCGCACUGGCUCAUAAUGAAUCUCUGCUGCCACUCGCCAAAGCACAGGAGGAUCUGCCGGUGGAGCCACACGGAGAGAAACAGGUGGACAUGCGCUUUUUACCUGUUUCAGGUGUCACGUUAUUUUCUGCCCCCACUGCUGUGUCAGGAGCCCUACCAUUGGCACCAGCUUCUAUCUCUGGAGCGGUCCCACUGACUGCUGCUCAUCCAGGCCCCGCCCACCCCGUGUGUGCCAAGGUGAUGCAGUCCUGCCUUCCUAUUGGCCAAAAUACACCACAUACCGUGUCUGCACAGGAGAGCCCCACCCCCUCGACACUUCUACUGCCCAUUCCCUCUCUCACAAGUCCUAGCACUACAAACACACUGAAGCCGGGCUGCCUCCUCCUCCAGAUGGUGUGGACUCCCCCAGCUCCUCCCACCUCCCCCCAAAAUGUUUUGGAGCAUCACAUCCACGGGCCAAUCAAUGGGCAGCAGGAAGAGGUCUUUUCUAAGCAGGAAAAGCUAAAGCAGGAAGAGGAGAGCAUGGUCUUGGUAUCAACACUCAGCCUGACGUCAUGUACAGGAGAUGUGGAAGAAGAGGAGAGGCGGGAGGAGCAGAGACAGGAACAGGAGGAAAAGGCAAUUGUUAUUGGUGUCAGUUUGAAUGGAGGAGAAAACAAUGGUCAGGAGCAGGAGCAGUGGGGACGGGGAGGAGAGGGGGGAGAAGGAGGCGAAGCAGGUGAGAAUGAGCAGGGUGGAGAGGAAGAGGAAGGGAGACAGAGGGAGGAGAGGAGUGGAGCGAGAGACGACAGUGGAGGGAAGGAUAAGGACGAAGAUCAGGACCGACAUGGAGAUGAUGAUGAUGAUGAGGACUUUGAUGACCUCACACAGGAUGAAGAUGAGGAAGAAGUGAUGUCAUCAGCAUCAGAGGAGUCUGUUCUGUCGGUUCCAGAGUUACAGGAGACAAUGAAGCAGCUGACGUGGCUUGCGGCGGAGCAGCGGCUCUGUACAGAUGGCGACUCAGAGGAGGAGCACUCUCCCACCUCUCCUGGGUCGCAGGAGGAGGAAGAGGAAGAGGAGGAGGGGCCAAAAGGAGAGGACUCAGGGGAGGGGCGGAGCAAAAAAGCGGGUUUAGACGAGGAGACGCCGUCCAGAGAGCGGACGCCUGGAGGAGUAGGGGGGCGAUGUCCCGGACGAGGACGAGGCCGAAGCCAACCUCAUCGUGGCCUCAGGAGGAGCCGUCAGGAGCGCCACAGCAAAGAUGGCGCCAAACUGCUGCUGCUGUAUGACGAAAACAUCCUGGACAACGACCCGCACAGAGAGAGCAAAGACAUGGCGUUCGCACAGAGUUACCUCAGCAGGGUGCGUGAGGCACUGCAUGAUGUACCUGAGCAGGUGGAGGAGUUUGUGUCUCUGCUGAGUGAGUUUGAGCAGGUGGGAGAUGGACAGGAAGUGAUGCAGCUGUUCAGGAAACUGCGCUGCAUCCUGGGAAACCGGACAGACCUCCUCCAAGACUUCGCCGCUUUUCUGCAUCCUGACCAGGCGCUGCUGUGUGGACUGUUCGACGAGCAGCAGGCGUUUGAGCGCAGCCGCCGUUUCCUUCGACAGCUGGAGAUCAGCUUUGGAGACAAUCCGUCGCAUUACCAGAAGAUUAUCAAAGCUCUGCAGAUAGGCCAGGACCUCAGUCCCACCAGCGUCCACGAGCUCAAAGCUCAGAUGUCUAUGCUGCUCAAAGGCCACACCCAUUUACAAGCUGAAUUCUGGGUGUUUUUUGACAAGCUCCGCCCACCUCCAGCGCAUCCUGGACAGUUUGAAGAAACCCAUUGGCCAGAAGAUGGAGGCGGCGGGUUGGAAGGUGGAGAGGGCGUCAGCCAAAAUUCAGGAGGCGGGGCCAGUGGCGGGUUUGAGGAGGUGACGUUGCCAGAACUAGAAGAGGAAGAGGAGGGACAUAAGAUCCAACCAAUGACAAACCGGCGUCAGAGAAGGAAGAUGGACUCUCACAGAAACUACAAGGGCUGUGAUUGGUCCGAUAAAGACUGGGUCUGCCCUUGUCGUGAUUCAAAGAUCCAGAAACACAAGAGGAAAGGAUGCACCCGCUGCCAUGGCAAUAAGACCUCAGGGGGCGUGUCCAGGGCCAUGAAGAGUCUGGACCCACUCUACUCUCAGAUAAGUGCUACCCAUGAUGAACCAGCUAACAAAGACCUGGACCUGAAGGGGGGCGACGACAGUCCCCUGCCAGAUCGGUGUGAUGCAUCAUGGGAAGGCUCGUUUCCACUGGCUGAUACAAAAGAGGAGGAAGAGGAGGGCGAGGAAGAAGAGGAGGAGAGGAAAAAGGAACAGAGCCCAGCAGCAAAGAGGAGCAGGAGAGAGGAGACACUGCAACCGCCACCUGUGACCCUCUCCAUCACCUCUACCUGCACCUCCACGAUCUCUACUUCCUCCUCUGUAGCUUCGCCCUCCACUACAGCUUCCUCCACGUCUGCAGCCUUCUGCACUCCUCCUCGGUUAGCUCCUCUUCCUCCUGACCUCCCUGUCUGUGCCAAAAACAUUUCUCUGACUGCAAGCGGGGAGAAAGUGAUCCUGUGGACAAGAGAAGCAGACCGGGUCAUCUUGAAGACAUGUCAGCAAGAAGGAGCCAAUCAGAACACAUUUCAGGCCAUUUCCAGCCUGCUCGGCAACAAGACUCCCAGCGAGGUGUCCCGCAGGUUUCGGGAUUUGAUGCAUUUGUUUCGGACAGCAGCACGUCAGACCAGCUCAGAGGAUGAAGCCCCACCCAUUGAGACAGAAGCAGCCAAUGAAACGGAAGACUGAUAUUAACCAGUCAGAAGAUCUUAUCCAAUGAAAAAGCAACGCGUCUUUUAUUAAAAAUAAAAGAAAGCAAACACUGAUGUGUUUACUGUCCAUAAAAAAUCUGUAAAUAUUAACGUUCAGAAGAUUUAAUAUUAUGUUGUCUUUUUGUUUUUUAAGUCAAUAAAGAAGUUUUCCAUGA